CAUUAAAUGUUACGUAUCAGACAGGGAACGUGCAUUUGGCCUUUUGCUGCUGCUUCAGAUGACUCAUGGCAAAAUAUUUCCCAUUUGUGGUGAAGCUUUAACCCGUUUGCCUCUAAUCCGUGGGCAGACUUAAGGCAUGUGAGCUGGAGAAUUUUGGGGUGUUGCCAUGUCUGAACUCCCAUCGAGUAUUAGACAGUAACAAAAAUUCGGCAGGACUUGGUUGACCAGAAGGGCGGGAGGGUUUUGCUCUUACCGCAUCCCAGGACAACGUUUCAAUAAUGUUUGGUUGAUAUCCCUUCAGUUCAGCUAUUACUCAGUGACCCGCACAUGACUUUUGAGUUCAGAAGCCAUAAUCGUUCCAGUUUUGCCACCUUUGCAAAAACACUUCUCCCUGUUCCAACCCGCCCAUCCUAAGCUUUCCGUGAGUGCUCCCAGCCAUGUUGUCCCGCAGGAAAGUCACCGUUUACCACCACAAAGAGCUCUGAUGCCGCUGCCAGGAGCAGCUUUCAGCUGUGCCGUGGACCCGUGAUGUUUCUACAACACAGCGUGCUGUCUCCUGAUAAGCUGUCGGACAUGGCGAACACCGCCCUGUUCCUGGUGGGGACAAAUCACCUCCUGUUGUGUUCCUGCCAUCCAACGUUCCUGGCUGGCCCCUGGAAACCUACCACACCUCUGUAGGUUAGCCAAAAAUGGUUGCCAGGAGGAGCGUUGCAACUCUGGAUGAACAUCUACCGCGUGCUGAAUUCAGGUGAAGCCACUCUGAGCCUGCGUUUGGAAGGAGCUCAGGCAAGAUCGGGUAUUAAAGCUGGAAGAAACGGCGCUGUGAGACCACGUGGAGGACCCCAUGAGAGGCGAGGAAGGGAAAUCCAGCCAGGCUUGAGGCUAGUUUUCUUGAGUGGAGUGGGCAACAGUGAAGGACUGCUGAUGGAGUGGUAUGUCCUUCCCCUCCGCCGUCUGUGGGAAAGCCAGAGCUACGAUAAAUUCAGGGUGAAAAUGAGGAUUGAGAGAAAAGAAAGGAAAGCAAAGGGACAGAACAGACGACACAAAAUGAGAAGAGGAAGAAGUUGGAGGACCCUUGGUUUUGGGAAAGAGGAUGAUCUGUGGGAAACCUUUCGUCUUAUGGGAAGUGCUUGACUCAGAGGGCUAUAACAGCAAUAAUUUUCAAGCUGAGCUUCUCAGCUUGAAACAGGUUUCGAGCCAGGAGACGUUCCCCGCAGGCGCUGGGACACCCGAGGGAUCUCAGUGCCCCCACCAUGUGUGGGAAGAGGUCCAAGUGCUCCUUCUCCCGCCUGGAGGUGAUCCUCAUCGUUUGCCUGGUGCUGAUGAUAGCGGUGACCGCGGUGCUCCUCAUCCUCCACUUUCUCGUCAAAGAGAACGAUUCCAGCGAAGUAAUAGCAAACUACUUACUGGGCGUAGGUCGAGCUGACUGCACAGGACCUGUGGCAGAAAUUCCUCUAAUGGGAUAUGCCAACCCAGACCAGGUGGGUGGUGGGCUUCUCACGCGCCUCUACAGCCGAGCCUUCAUUGUGGCAGACCUUGUUGACUCCAGGCGAGUAGUGUUCGUCAGCGCCGACAUAGGAAUGGUGUCUCAGAGAGUGAGGCUGGAGGUGCUCAAGAAACUGAAGAGCAAGUACGGCAAUCUGUACCGACAGGACAACGUCAUCCUCAGCGGCACCCACACGCACUCGGGGCCUGGUGGCUACUUCCAGUACACGCUCUUCUGGAUCACUAGCAAAGGGCUGAUCAGACCGUCCCUCAAUGCUAUCGUGAAUGGCAUCGUAAAGAGUAUUGAUAUAGCGCAUCAGAACAUGAAGAGAGGAAGGCUUUUUAUAAACAGAGGCACUGUAGAAAACAGUCAGAUCAACCGAAGCCCUUUCUCUUAUCUUGAGAAUCCAGCAUCUGAGCGAAGCAGGUAUUCAUCCAACACAGAUAAAGAAAUGGUGAUACUGAAGAUGGUAGACAGGAACGGAGAGGAGCUAGGACUUAUCAGCUGGUUUGCCGUGCACCCGGUCAGCAUGAACAACACAAACCACCUUGUGAACAGCGACAACAUGGGCUACGCGUCUUACUUGUUCGAACAGGAGAAGAACAAGGGGAUGCUUCCUGGAGAGGGCUCUUUCGUUGCUGCCUUUGCCUCCUCCAACUUGGGAGAUGUGUCACCCAACACCAAAGGCCCGAUCUGCGUAAACACGGGGGAGUCGUGCAACAACCCACAGAGCACCUGUCCCGUGGGGGGGGCGACGAUGUGCAUGGCCAUGGGUCCUGGCAGUGACAUGUUUGACAGUACAAGAAUUAUAGGGCAAAAUAUCUACUUGAAAGCAAAGGAGCUGUACGAAAAAGCUUCCCAGGAGGUCAAAGGACCCCUCAGCUCAGCUCACCAGUGGGUGAACAUGAGUGAUGUCUCGGUGGAGCUCAAUGCCACACACACGGUUAAAACUUGUAAACCAGCCUUAGGAUACAGCUUUGCCGCCGGGACUAUUGAUGGAGUGGGAGCUUUCAACUUCACACAAGGCUCAGUAGAAGGGGACCCAUUUUGGGAUGGAAUCCGGGACCAGCUGCUGGGAGAGCCAUCCAAUGAAACGAAGGCCUGCCACAAACCCAAGCCAAUCCUCUUUAGCACUGGAGAGAUGACUCGGCCUCACCCAUGGCACCCUGACAUCGUGGAUGUUCAGAUUGCUGCCAUCGGAUCACUGGCAAUUGUUGCUGUGCCUGGAGAAUUCACGACCAUGUCUGGACGCAGGCUACGGGAAGCUGUUAAAAGAGAAUUUGAUUCUCACGGUGCAGCACGAAUGGAUGUCGUAAUUGCAGGUCUGUGCAAUGUCUACACCCAUUACAUUACCACCUAUGAAGAAUACCAGGCUCAACGAUAUGAGGCUGCAUCGACUAUUUAUGGACCGCACACCCUUUCUGCUUAUAUUCAACUGUACAGAGGACUUGCAAAGGCUAUUGCUACGGAUACAGUUCAGGAUUUGCCACAUGGUCCAGAGCCCCCACUUUUCAACGUGGGUAACUUGACUUUGGUGCCUGCUCUCACUGCCGAUCGCACACCAGCGAACAAGACGUUUGGGGACGUGCUACAAGAAGUGAGACAACAGUAUCAAGCGAGAGAAGUUGCUGAAGUAACUUUUGUGGGCGCAAACCCCAGGAGCUCCGCAGAGAAUGCGACUGAACACAACUUCCUGACGGUGGAGAGAUACACCAGAACUUCAGACAGCUGGCACGUGGUACGGAACGAUGCCUCCUGGGACACCAGGUUUUAUUGGACCAAAGGGUUAUUUGGUCGGAGCAAUGUGACUAUUGAAUGGCACAUCCCUCCCGGCACAGAGCCAGGCAUCUACAGGAUACGGUACCUUGGGCACUACAAGAAAAAACUGUCCAUCACUCACUCGGUCUCUAUUCCAUUUGAAGGCACAUCUUCAGCAUUUGAAAUCACAACUCUGUAGGUGAUCUCGUUCAUUAAUGGAAUUGUUUCCUAGGAGCAGUAGGUUUGUUAUCUGCGAUGUUCACAAAGCAUGCCUAGGAGUUUUUUUUGCCAUCCCUCGAGCGCCGCUGGUCAUCCUUUGCUGUGCAAAGCUUGACUUCCUGCGAAGUUUUGACUAUUACCAGCAAUUCGGUCUCACUAGUCCAAUAUAUUCUCAUUCAAGCGG
Messenger RNA from Chroicocephalus ridibundus (black-headed gull), 3647 nucleotides. RefSeq names its product putative neutral ceramidase C. Gene Ontology annotation, biological process: ceramide catabolic process; long-chain fatty acid biosynthetic process; sphingosine biosynthetic process. NCBI's taxonomy places the organism in Eukaryota, Metazoa, Chordata, Aves, Charadriiformes, Laridae. The record is from RefSeq and is a predicted model, not a curated record. Gene Ontology annotation, molecular function: N-acylsphingosine amidohydrolase activity. Gene Ontology annotation, cellular component: extracellular region.